This is a messenger RNA of Didymosphaeria variabile, 1131 nucleotides long. RefSeq names its product CDC27 protein (gene cdc27). The transcript has 2 exons. The record is from RefSeq and is a predicted model, not a curated record. Bases 1 to 1131 code for a protein of 376 amino acids. Lineage: Eukaryota; Fungi; Ascomycota; Dothideomycetes; Pleosporales; Didymosphaeriaceae.
AUGUCAUUCGAGCGUAACGGAGAUUACGCACGCGAGAUGACUGGGGAAGCUGAGGUAGAAUGUCAUAUGACACAAGCUAUUUGGGAGCACGUAGAUGCCUUCCGAAAACCUUUCAGAGACGCGGACUCAGAAGAAGUCAUAUUUGCCUCUGCGCUUGAUAUUUUCGAGCUUGCAGUUGUGGAGACUCUUUCUGAUGUUCGUAAAUAUGCUGCAGAACGCUCGACACAGAGUAUCGAUAUAGAGCUCGAGCGGAAGCUCAUAGAAGCCCUCGCCGACAUUCGAAACGAGUUGGACAUGAUAUCUACCAUCAUGGCACAACAGGAAGAGAUCAUCGACAACGCCAUUAUCGAUCGAACUAAGAGAAUGGCUGCUUGCCGGGAGACACUGGUCGAGACAAUUAAGCAAUCAGAACGUAGUCUUGAAGAAAACGAAUCUCUCGAACAGAGCGGAGCUUUGAGGGAUCAUGACAUCAAGUCCAACAGACUCAUAUGUGGGCUCGAGAAGAGCAAGGACUGCAUCGAGAACUACAAAAGACGGAUCUCUAAGAUCAAUAGGGACGCGGACAAGGUAGCGAAAACGGUUGAUGACAUGCUCAAUCUGAGCAGAACAGAAGCGAGUAUCAAGGAAGCCCAAAAUAGCGUCAUCAUAGGAUGGGCAGCGAUCGCAUUCGCAAUCAUCACGGUCAUCUUCACGCCGCUAUCAUUUAUGACAAGUCUGAUGGCUCUGCCCAUUAACCGGUUCAUGGAUCAUCAAUACAGAUACGACGACGACGAUAGAGCAUACAAGUCAGGCUAUCUAGCAAGCAUCUUUAUAGUCGGAGCAGAGAUCGCUUCUCUGCUUGUUACGGGCGCUAUUCUGGGGGUUGCGUACUGGAUCUCUCCGAUGAAUCGGAGAUCGCGAAAGCAGCCAGCUCCCAACAGGAACAUGAACACGCAAGAGACCGAUACGCCUCGCGAAGCCAAGCAAGACCCACCCGGCGCCAAAGACGCUACUGGCACAACGACUGAGCGAAAUACCAAGUUUACUAGCUGGUCCGUAGCAGGGGUGUCAAACUCCUUGACGCGUAGGCUCAAGAGCAAGAAAAAAGACGAGGAGACUGGAGGACAAGAUGAACAAGUACCCGAAGUCUAG